AUGGGUAGUCGAAGUCCUCCGGCGGUGCGGUUCUUCCUGAUCUGCCUCUCUCUCUUCUUCUCUUUCUCUUCUUCCAGUGCGAACUCCAGGUUUCGCGAUGGAUUUGCUUCCUCCUCGCGGAGGUUGGCCGUGGAUCUCAUCAGGGGCCUCAAUCUCCUUCCCGAUGCUGGAGAAGUCGAAACGGAGGUGGAGGCGGAUACCGGUGGCCCUCGACUUGUUGAGAAGAAGCUGAACCUGGAGAUACUGGGGGUGAGUGGAUCAAGCAACUCGAUCGAGGACCUCGGACACCACGCGGGGUACUACCGUCUUGAGCACACCCAUGCUGCUAGGUAAAUUAUCUCUGGUCCGUGGAUGUUGCCCAUAAAAUUACUUCCUUAUAUAGCCAUGCUCUCUCUCUCUCUCUCUCUCUCUCUCUCUCUCUCUCUCUCUCUCUCUCUCUCUCUCUCUCUCUCUCUCUCUCUCUCUCUCUCUCUCGCUCAUGUAUUUAUUUACCAGUGGUAGUUUAUGUGAAACAUCGAAUACUGAUGUUUUCGCCACUGUGGGAAUAAUCUUAUAGGAUUUUAUUUUACUUCAAUUAAACAGUAACUUGACUUUGAUCUAUUCUCAGAUCGGGAAACUGAAUUAUGUUGGGUAGAUCAGGAAGUAUGAUAUUUACCCUUCGAUCUAAAAUUCCACCAAUAGAAAUUAAAAACUUAAAUCAUCGUUGCUUAUCGAGAUAUUUACUGAAAAAUUCUGUUGCUGACAUCCAAAUACCACGAAGGCUUUAUUGAUUUCUAUGGCCUUAUUCUUUAACUUAAUUGUGGGUCUUCGGAUCCAUCUACGGGAGCUCCAAUAUUCCCCUUUUAGUACUGGCUUCAGAUAAUUCAAUUUAAAUAUACUAUCUGAAUGCUUCAACUGUAUAAAAUUGGAUAGAUGAACUGUUUUUCCUGUUCUUUUACUGAGAUAAGUUAUUUUAUCUUGCAGAAUGUUCUAUUUUUUCUUUGAAUCGCGUGGGAGACGUGAUGAUCCUGUUGUUCUUUGGUUGACUGGAGGUCCAGGAUGCAGCAGUGAAUUGGCCCUGUUUUAUGAAAACGGCCCUUUCAGUAUUGCGGACAACAUGUCUCUUAUCUGGAACGAUUACGGAUGGGACAAGGUGCAGAUUGGGAUGGCUGAAAAUUUAUUAUCUGCUAGGUUUUAUUUUCUUUUUUCGUCUUAGACCUAGAGGGAAAAAUACUGCUUGAAUCAUUUUUUUAGGGGAAAUAUAAUGCUGCUAAAAUGCUUUUGUCAAUCGUUACAUGUUCUUGUAGGUAGUAAUACAUUCUACGAUAUCCUUUGAAAUAGGUAGGCAUAUUUUGGAUGAUCUAAUGCUUAUGGAUCGGGUGAUUCUUUCAGGCAUCCAAGAUUAUAUUUGUAGACUAUCCUUUGAAAUAAUUAAGCACAUUUUGUCUGAUCUAAUGCUUAUGGGUCGAGUGAUUCUUUCAGGCAUCCAACAUUAUAUUUGUAGACCAGCCGACAGGAACUGGGUUCAGUUACAGCACAGACGUAAGAGAUCUUCGAUAUAAUGAAAAAGGGGUUGGAGAUGAUAUUUUUGAUUUUCUGCAGGUAAAUGGAAAUUAAUAGAUCAUUCUUUCAUCAUUAUUGAAUUUCCUUGCAUAUUUUUCUCGCCUAAUAGCCUCAAUUCAACCCCCCCCCCCCCCCAACCCCACCUGAUUAUUUUGUUUCCCCUUGAUUCCCAGGCUUUUUUUGAAGCACAUCCAGGCUACUCAAAAAAUGAAUUCUAUGUGACUGGAGAAUCAUAUGCAGGCCACUAUAUACCAGCUGUUGCGGAAAGGAUCCAUAGAGGAAAUAAAGAAAAUCAACGUCUGCACAUAAAUCUAAAGGUAGGCAGUUUGAGCAUGGUUUUUGGAGUGCAGAUAAUCUAGGCUGGUAUGGUGACCCAACUAGCAUAAUCUAACUAGAACAAGACCAGUUUGAGUAUGAGAUUCACCCACUACUGAACCAAGAGGUUAACAAGUCAACGUGUGGUCCAGGUUGACCAUGUAUUGUUGGUAACGCCAAAAUUCUCUCAUUAAAUGCUGUAAAUUUUAAUUUCUUCGUUCUUGCCUACAGGGCUUUGCGAUUGGUAAUGGACUCACAAAUCCAGGAAUCCAGUACAGAGCAUAUCCUGAUUACGCACUGGAGAUGGGUAUAAUCAAGCAGGACGAGUACAAUAGAAUCAACAAGAUCGUACCUGUAUGCGAAUUGGCAACAAAAUUUUGCGGUAAUAUAAAAUUUUCUUGCCGUUUCUCACAUGUUCGAAGGAUUUUUAGUCUUUUAAAAAGGGUGGACAGAAUUUCUACUAUAUGAAUUGCCUGAACUGCCAUUCAACUCGGCCAGGUUCUUCUGGAGCGCUUGGAUGUCUUGCUUCCUUGUUCAUCUGCAACUCGAUUUUCAACUCUAUUCUACUCACUGCCGGAGACAUAAAUGUAAGUUUCCCUCCUCCACCGGAAGAUUUAGAGCGCCGUCGCCUGCGCUGUUCCUGCGCUCAUAUCUCUUCCGGCAUCUGUGGGUUCGCUUUGCAGUAUUAUGAUGUCAGAAAGAAAUGUGAGGGAAACCUCUGCUACGACUUCUCGAACAUGGAUAAGUUUCUGAAUCUGAAGCCUGUGAGGGGCGCGCUCGGAGUUGGCGAGAGGAAAUUUGUGUCUUGCAGCCCCGUCGUUUAUGAGGCCAUGCUCACAGACUGGAUGAAGAACCUGGAAGUGGGCAUUCCUGCCCUAAUCGAGGAUAACAUCAAGCUUCUGGUCUACGCUGGAGAAUAUGAUCUCAUAUGCAACUGGUUAGGUAAAUCCUCCGUUUCUCUACCCUUAUUAGUAGCUUCCUUCUUGGUAUUCUACCCCAGGAUGAAAUCUUCAUACACGUUUUUUGCGAAUUGCUUUUUUUUUUUUCUUGGGAUGAGAUAAUUUAUUUCAAUUCAAAUAAAUUGUUAUUUCAUUACAAAAAAAUUAAAUAACCAUUUCUGCUUCCGCUCCGAUGAUCCUGAAUUCUAGUGUUUUACGAGACUAUGCCUCCUUGUACUAUUCGUUGACUUUUUAUGUUCUUAUUAUCUCGAAUGUUCUUAAAAUCGGUGGCUGCGUGUGAUAAAAAAAUCCGACAAAAUUGACCCAUGUGGACCGAAUCUGUCUCACAGGGAACUACAGGUGGGUCGACUCCAUGGAAUGGUCAGGUCAACCGGCGUUCGCGGAGGCUCGGAAUGUAUCAUUCAACGUGGAUGGCAAAGAGGCCGGCAGGAUGAAAACCUACGGCUCACUCACCUUCCUCAAGGUGAGAUUCCUUCGCUUCUCUUCACACUUUGGUUGGAUUGACUCUACCGACAAAUGAGCCAGGGAUGACGGAGGAUGGUUCACUUUAGUCCUGCACCCAAUGGACUUCUAGCUAACCCUCAAAAAGUCCACCUGCUGGCUUUGCUCAUCACAAGGCCACCUCUUCUUCUGUCAGGUACACGACGCUGGCCACAUGGUUCCGAUGGACCAGCCCAAGGCGGCGCUGGAGAUGCUGAAGAGGUGGAUGAAGGGAACCCUACUCGAAGGGGAUGGCGAGCCUGCAGCCGCCGCCAUGUAG
Spirodela intermedia is the source of this 3576-nucleotide messenger RNA. NCBI's taxonomy places the organism in Eukaryota, Viridiplantae, Streptophyta, Magnoliopsida, Alismatales, Araceae. The record is from the annotation of a GenBank genome assembly.